This is a messenger RNA of Cryptotermes secundus, 2221 nucleotides long. Its product is annotated as sodium-coupled monocarboxylate transporter 2. The coding region runs from base 203 to 1981 and encodes 592 amino acids. Lineage: Eukaryota; Metazoa; Arthropoda; Insecta; Blattodea; Kalotermitidae. The transcript has 13 exons. The record is from RefSeq and is a predicted model, not a curated record. Gene Ontology annotation, molecular function: symporter activity. Gene Ontology annotation, biological process: sodium ion transport; transmembrane transport. Gene Ontology annotation, cellular component: membrane.
CUUUGUCACAAUACGCAAUGAAAGCAUUCCUUUCUGUGCUUAAAAGGAAUAUGACUAUAUUACGCCAGAAGUUUUCACUACAAAUGAACUCCAUGAAGACUUUAAAGUGUGUUAUAUUAAAUGUGUAAUAUAAAAAUAAUCAUACAUCGAUAAAGCGACCACACACUUCUCAUCGCGGUGCGAAGAAUCUCUGCCGGAAACCAUGGACAACGUAACAGAGGCCGCAACUGAAGAGAAGACGCGUCUUUACUUCGGAUGGCUGGACUUCACCGUCUUCGGUCUCAUGCUCGGUUUUUCGGCACUUAUAGGAGUCUAUUUUGGAUUUUGUGACAAGAAACAGGAAAGCAGAGUAGACUACCUCUUCGGGGGUAAAACCAUGAAAACUCUGCCAGUUGCUGUCUCUCUUGUAGCAAGCCAUUUUUCUGGAAUUACACUGAUGGGGGUUCCGUCUGAAGUAUAUUACCAUGGAACACUCUAUUGGCUGGUCAAUGUGUCUUCCGUUAUUGUCGCUGUUAUUAUUAACUACGUCUAUCUUCCCGUCUUCUACAAUCUUCAGCUGACAUCAUCGUACGAAUACCUUCAGCUACGUUUCAACAGAAGUGUUCGUGUAAUGGCCUCUGUGCUCUUCACCAUCUCAUUGCUGCUUUAUGUUCCUUUGGUCAUCUACGUACCAGCGUUGGCCUUCAGUUACGUUAGCGGUCUGAAUAUCCAUGUCAUCACACCGGUGGUCUGCAUUAUUUGCAUAUUCUACACAAUGUUGGGAGGCUUAAAAGCUGUGGUCUGGAUCGACUUCCUGCAAUCAGUAGUUAUUGUAAUCUCAAGCUUCGUUAUCAUUUUCGUAGGCGUUAUCAAGGCUGGCGGUCCGGGAACUGUGUGGCAGAGGAGUUCAGAGGGUGGAAGGAUUCAGAUAUUUGAAAUGGAUCCCAGUCCUUUUGUGAGAGCCACGUUUUGGAACGUUAUAAUUGGGAACAUAUUUUCGUGGCUGAACUACUGUGCAGUGAACCAGGGAAUGAUUCAAAAGUUCCUUGCGCUUCCAAGUAUUGCAAAAGCGAAGAAGUCCCUAGUUUUGUUUACAAUAGGAAUAUUUAUAAUCAAAAAUAUCAGCUGUUACACCGGCCUCAUCAUAUAUGCCUCGUACCACGACUGUGAUCCACUGAAGGCUAAGGUGAUUCAGCGACAAGACCAACUUGUGCCAUAUUACAUAAUGGAUGUAGCUGCCACGGUGCCAUGUCUUCCUGGUCUGUUCGUGGCCGGCGUGUUCAGUGCAGCCCUCAGUUCCAUGGCCAGCGCUCUCAACUCUCUGGCAGGUACAAUGUAUGAAGAUUUCAUUCGUCCCUGUAUGAAAUACAACGUAACGGAGAAAUGUGCCAGUUACAUCCUAAGACUGGUCGUCAUUGUUAUAGGCACCAUCUGCGUGCUCAUGGUGUUCGUGGUGGAGAAGCUUGGCGGGAUUCUGCAGCUUGCAUACACCACAGGAGGAGUAACAUCAGGGGCAUUUCUGGGACUGUUCUCCCUAGGAAUAUUCUUCCCUAGAGCAAACUCUAAAGGAGCGCUGACAGGAGCUAUUGUCAGCUUGCUGACUCUUAGCUGGAUUGCAGUGGGAGCCCAGAAUGCAAUUGCUACCGGCAAUAUAAAGCAUAAGACACUUUCCACAUCUAUUGAGGGGUGCAGCUCCUCGAACGAUACUAUACCAACAGUAAACCCCGUAGAGUCUCCACCUGAAGGAGCUUUCGUCUUGUUCCGCAUCUCCUUCAUGUACUACACCAUGCUUGGGUCAUUCAUACUGCUAGUAGUUGGAAUGGUCGUUAGUCUGCUAACGAAACCAACCGAUCCUCAAGAUCUGAACCCUUACCUGUUUGCCCCAUUUCUCCAGAAGUACGUUAUGAAGCUGAAAGAAGAGGGACGCAAGAAGGAUCCGACUGAGACGGAGUUUCUCAACAUGUCACCCAAGGAAAAGACUUCGUUGACAGAAGAAGACUGAAUCUACUGCAGAUAUGAAGUCUUGUAAUUAAAAUAAGUUUUCUGAAAAACUUGCGAUGCCUACGUUCCUUCAAAUAUUUCAAUACUUUUUGGCGAAGAUAGAAAGUGAAAUGAUUAACGAUUUUACAGUCCACUGAUCAAUUUUGUGAAUAAUUUUAAUAAAAACCUGCAGACUGAGUCUACGUGCCUUCGAUAUGGUCUGUAAUUUUUAACAUAUAAAAUAUAUUUCUUAAAAAAUGUU